Molecule: messenger RNA, 2535 nt
Organism: Beta vulgaris subsp. vulgaris (sugar beet)
Lineage: Eukaryota; Viridiplantae; Streptophyta; Magnoliopsida; Caryophyllales; Amaranthaceae
Product: GTP-binding protein OBGC, chloroplastic
Exons: 6
Coding region: 144-2051 (635 amino acids)
Cellular component (GO): mitochondrion
Molecular function (GO): GTPase activity; magnesium ion binding; GTP binding
Source: RefSeq, a predicted model, not a curated record
AAUUGCUUGUUCAUUGUAAAUUGGUUUUAACGAAAAUCAUUUUACCCUCCUAAAAUUGGAAGAAGGGAAAUCUUGUAAAACCCGCCAAAAUAUCAUCCAUAACUGAACCCUGCUGAGUGCUGUCUCAGUUGAGCUGAACAUCAAUGUCUUCCGUAUCCAUAUCCUUCUCACCACUCGCGUCUUCUCGCCCCAAUAAACCAUAUCGCAAAAAGCUUCCACAAAACCCUAAUCCCCAAUUUUCCCCCAAAUCAAAAUCAAAAUCAAAAUCAAAAUCAAAUGAAAAAUCAACAUCAUCAAUCGCCAUUGAAGCAACCACCUACACUCGUCUCCCACCUAAAGAUGACUUUUUCGCCUCUUCCCUCAUCGACGCGUAUCGAGAAAUCAAGCUUUCUGACUCAACCGUUGUUCCGAAAUUCGAGGACGAAAAAAUCGCCGUUGAAUUGAGGGAAUUUGAUCAACUAGAUAACGGGGAGAAGCUCAGUGGGUUUAAUUAUCAGGACUAUGAGGUUCCAGAUGUUAUCGAUGAAAAAUUAGAAGAAAAGUAUGAUUUUGUAGACGAAGAAGAUGAUGAUGAUGAUGAAAUGGUGGUUUUCGAAGGUGAAGUAUUCGAGGGAUUAGGGGAGGAGACAGAUGAGAAGGAGAAGGGGGUUCCAGCAGUGAUGAGAUGUUUCGACAGGGCGAAGAUAUUUGCGAAAGCUGGAAAUGGAGGAAAUGGUGUGGUGGCAUUUAGGAGAGAGAAAUAUGUGCCAUUUGGGGGGCCAUCAGGGGGAGAUGGAGGGAGAGGAGGAAAUGUGUAUGUAGAGGUGGAUGGAGCAAUGAAUUCGCUAUUGCCGUUCAGGAAUUGUGUGCAUUUUAGGGCGGGGCGAGGGUCGCAUGGGCAGGGGAGUAACCAGCAUGGGGCUAAAGGGGAGGAUGUGGUAGUAAAGAUUGCACCAGGGACAGUGAUUCGAGAGGCGAGGGAGGAUAGGAUUGAAGGCCAAGUGUUGUUAGAGUUGUUGCAUCCAGGGCAGAGGGCUCUGCUUUUGCCUGGGGGAAGAGGUGGCCGAGGAAAUGCUGCGUUUAAGUCAGGAUUAAAUAAGGUGCCAAGGAUUGCAGAAAAUGGGGAGGAAGGUCCUGAAAUGUGGUUGGACUUGGAGCUCAAGCUAGUUGCCGACGUCGGAAUUGUUGGUGCACCAAAUGCUGGAAAAAGCACACUUCUGAGUGUCAUAAGUGCUGCUAGACCAGAAAUUGCAAACUACCCUUUCACAACUUUGCUUCCAAAUCUUGGUGUAGUUUCAUUUGACUAUGAUUCAACAAUGAUUGUAGCUGAUUUACCAGGUUUGCUUGAAGGUGCACACCGAGGUUUUGGUUUAGGCCAUGAAUUUCUACGACAUACUGAAAGAUGUUCUGUCCUGGUGCAUGUUGUUGAUGGUUCAUCCCCACAGCCAGAAUAUGAGUUUGAUGCAAUUCGUCUGGAGCUUGAAUUGUUUAACCCUGAACUUGCAGAAAAGCCUUAUUUAGUUGCUUUUAACAAGAUGGAUCUUCCAGAAGCAUCUGAAAGAUGGGAAAUAUUCAAGGAACACCUUCUGGCUAAGGGUAUUCAAUCUUUCUGCAUGAGUGCUAUUAGUAAACAGGGUACUCAUGAAGUAGUUUGUGCUGCCUAUGAGCUAGUAAGGCAAGUUAGGGAAGCUGUAAAGGAGGUUGAAGGUUGGGCCGCUCCUGUCAAUCUUAAUCACGUGGCGGACAGGAUAAAGAAGAAACGAGCUGUCCCUAUAAAUGAGUUUGAGAUUACUCAUGACAUUAGCUCAAAGACAUGGCAUGUCAUUGGAGAUGGAUUAGAGCGGUUUGUUCAAAUGACAAACUGGCGGUACGUGGAUUCAGAUAGAAGGUUCCAACAUGUUCUUGAGGCUUGUGGUGUUAACAAAUCUUUGAUUGCUUCUGGUGUAAAGGAAGGUGAUACUGUCGUCAUAGCUGGGUUGGAGCGAGUAUGGUAUAAUUCCCCAGGAAGUACUGGCACCUCAGGUGUGAGGAACAAGUCAACAGAUUCAAUCAGAUGGCCUGAUUGGAAAUGAACCACGCAUUGUUAAUAUGUUAUCUGAUAGUACGCAAGGGACAUCUAAGGAAGCACAUUUGGGAGCUUCACCAAUUAAUUCAACCUGGAAAUCGGUCAAUAUAUAUUUAUCAAUGGUUGUAAUGAUCCUGCUGUCCGGCAAAUUUGGCACCCGUCCUUCCUGCAAAGAUUCUGCCACUGAAAGUGAUGAAACUAUUUUUUCAAUGGCGUUGGUGCUCAGCAGGUCAUCAAUUAAGUAUUGCUAUCAGGAUUUACUACCUAAUUGUUCCACUUACUGACGGUUCAUUCUUGGUUACUCCACUUGUUUAGUGCACCUUGUAACUUCUCAAGCAAAUUACAAUUUGCAUAUAUGUUCUUCAGUUCGGUAGUCGGUUGAUGUAUGUUAUUUUAUUUCUCUGUUGUAAUUCUAUGUAAAUUUAGUGUAAUGGUAUGUAUGACCUUGUAGGUAAGAAGUAUUAAUAAAGGUGAUGGAGUAUUCGAAUGAA